GACGCGCGUAGGCGUCACGACGCCCUGCAACGCGACGCAUCGACCACGAGUGCUGACGGUUUUACGCGUUGCGGCAAAAUUUUGCAUACACUUUCACCCGCCGCAGAGCGCGGCUUCAUGUUUUUAUGUGAAUUUUGAAUGUGCCACAAUGUGACCGUUUUAAUUACCAUGGAUUAUUUGGGUUAAAGAAGCUGCAUCAACGAACAAAGAUUGUGCUGUGUUGAUAAAAUUAUAUUAAAAUGUGUGUGACAACGAAUUUGAUGAAUAUUAGCGUAUUUCUUAUUUGAUAACAAGUGAAACAAAACUUUGUGUCAUCAACUUUUAUUAAACAUUAAUGGAAAUUAGUUUAUCAACACUUUCACAACAAUAAAAUCAGAUACGUUGUUGUAUGAAAUUCAGCACUGCACGCCGAUAGAGGGCGACACAACGUAGAAUGGACCCAUUUGAGAAUGAAUUAAUAUGGCUUCCGUUGGCGCAGAUGUGACAUGAUGGAGAAAUAUGCGACGUUCCACGCAUCGGUGGCAGUAGUCGCACUGAUCACACUCCUCACCCCAUUGGGCACACACUCCGAGGAGACAACACAGUGUCCAAGCUUCGCCGCCAAUCCGUCAUGCCCGUGUUACAACUUCGAGGACGGGAUCUUCCUGGAGUGCCCCGCCGCCACUGCCCACUCUCUCCGCGCGGUGCUGAGCAUCGUUGGUGGACCGAUACAGUCCCUCAGCGUCUACGACCUGGACAAAUCUGUCACGCGGCUUUCGGCCGACUUCUUCCCGGAUGGCACGACGAUCAAACACCUACAGAUCUCGCAGAGCAACCUCAUGGAGAUACAUGACGACAGCCUGCUAAUGCUGAAACCUGAAUUAGAGUCGCUCUCGUUUGUCAGCGGCAAACUGAAAGAGAUCCCACAGAAAGCUUUUGGGGGAUUGAUAAAGCUGAUUGCCCUGGAUCUUGAAAGCAAUGAGAUUAGUGACCUGCCAAGUUACAGUUUUUAUGGUUUACAUCUGAUCAAACUCAACAUGAAGGGCAACUCUUUGCAAAAGAUCUCAGAAUAUGGUUUCGCUGGGUUGGAAGACUCGUUGUCAGAAUUGGACAUGGCUGAGAAUAAGUUGCAGUUUUUUCCUAUGCCAGCUUUAAGAAGAUUGGAGAGGCUGCGAUUGUUAAGGCUAGCUUGGAACGAGAUUAGUGCCAUACCUGAUGAUGGAUACUCCAGGUUGGAUUCACUUCUCUUCCUUGAUUUAAGCUCGAAUAACUUUGAAGUACUCAAAGAAGAUUGCUUCCGACCUACACCAUCUGUACGCACACUUUCGUUGUACUACAACGUUAUAGAAACAGUUCACCCCAAUUCGUUCAUCUCAUUGAACAACUUGGAAUCGUUAGACUUAAGCCACAACAAGAUAGUAUUCUUAGAUGCUACUACUUUCAACAUUAACAAAAAACUAAAAUCAAUUGAUUUAAGCCACAAUCAUGUGCAUUACAUUAGUGGAGUAUUUGCAAAUCUACCUGAUUUAAAAGAGCUGUUCCUAUCUGAAAACAAUAUUCUGGAGAUUCCGUCGGAUGCAUUUACUGAUUCAAUUGGUAUUAACGUGAUUUAUCUUCAGCAAAACGCGAUACGACGAAUAGAUCCUGAAGCUUUGCAGACUUUGACGAAUCUUGCUCAAUUACACCUAAGCUCUAAUUUCAUUCCAUACAUCCCUCGUCAGUUGUUUUAUGCCAAUCGUAAUUUGACCUCCUUGAGUUUGGAUAGCAACUGGAUUACCGACAUGGAACCAGGAACUUUUGAUCGUACCAUGGCUCUAAGAGAAAUCAGACUUCACAAUAACCGGCUGCAGAAUAUUCAUCGAGGAGUAUUCGAUCCGCUUCCUAGUCUUUUGGAGCUGCACUUGCAAAACAACUGGAUCUCUAACAUAGACUCCGGUGCUUUUAGGAGUCUUCAAAGUUUACAACACGUCAAUCUUCAAGGAAAUGUUAUUUCUGAACUCGGAGAUGUUUUCAUGCAUGAAUCACCAUCGCUGGUGUCAAUUCAGCUUGAUUCCAAUUCAAUCCUAAGUCUACAUAAUGAUUCCCUGCGAGGGCAGUCUAGUGUUCAGAUCAUGUGGUUGGGUCACAAUCGUUUGAGAAGUUUAGAUAAAGCACUUUUCAGUGAUUUGUUACUAAUCCAACGAGUAUAUCUCAACAACAACAGUAUUUCGUAUAUUGAAGACAAAGCUUUUGAACCGAUGCAAGCUCUGAAGUUUUUGGACCUUAGCAUCAAUAAACUGAAACAUAUAAGUACAAAAACUUUUGCCGAACUACACGAGUUGGAAGAAUUGCAUUUGGAUUAUAAUGGUCUGGAGACUAUUGAAGCACACGCAUUGACCAACCUGAAAAAAUUACGAACAUUGGAUCUUAGUCAUAACUUUAUUUCAGUUAUUCACGAUUUGAUGUUUCAAGAAGGCUUACCUAUCAGAUACUUAAAUCUGAUGAACUGUUCUAUAAAGCAAAUUGAAAGUGGAGCUUUCAAAGGCUUAAAUAAUUUGAACGAUCUUAAUAUUGAAAGGAACGACCUUGUUUCUCAGGAUCUUAAAAACUUGGACAUUCCUGGUCUAAGAACGCUUAAAGUUUCACAUAAUAACUUUAGUGAUUUGUUUUCUGGAGCUUUGGACGGGCUGCCAUCUUUGCAAAUAUUAGGCAUGGACCAUUGCCAAAUAUCUCUCAUGCCAGAAAAUAUCUUUAAAAAUAACAAAAAUUUGCUAAAGAUUGAUUUAAGCAAGAACGACCUUAAAGAGCUCAAGCAUUCAACGUUUUUAGCUUUAAACGUUCUUAAAGAACUCAAAUUGAGUGAGAAUGCAUUCAAAGAUAUUCCUUAUACAGCUCUUUUAAAUAUAACAACUCUUGAAACAUUAACUCUGGCUUAUAACAACAUGACUAUGUUGGAAUUAUCCAGACUGAACGGUUUGCCGAACUUGAGAGAUUUGGAUUUGAAAUAUAAUCUUAUUUCAUCCCUGCUUGGAUUUGCUUCCUCCAAUUUAACACAGUUACUAUCAGUUGACUUAAGUGGAAACCUAUUGGCUGCACUACCUGCAAACUUUUUUCAUCAUUCUCCGCUACUAAGGAGGAUUGACUUAUCAAAAAACAGAUUCAGACAGAUUCCAACAUCUGCUCUUUCGGAAAAUACCUUACCUGGUCUUGGUUGGCUGAAUUUAACUGGCAAUCCUUUAGUACGCAUUCAUGAUAUUGCCUCUGCGCACAGGUAUCCUGCCCUGGAGGAAAUACACAUUAGUGGCACAAAUUUAACAAUUGUGACAAGCAAAGAUUUUGAAACUUUUCCUGCAUUGCUUCAUGUGCAUUUGGGACUAAACCGGAUAUCGAGAAUUUCCCCAGGCGCAUUCAGUGGAUUACCACAUCUAUUGACAUUGGAUUUGGGCGUCAACGAGUUGGAACUUUUACCACAAGAGCGCCUCCAGGGAUUGAACCACCUGAGAAUAUUAAAUUUAACCCACAAUCGAUUGAAAGAACUGGAGGAGUUUCCUCAGGACUUGAGAGCACUGCAAAUAUUAGACUUGUCUUUUAAUCAAAUUGGUAGGAUCAACAAAUUUAUGUUUCAACAUUUAGAAAACUUGGCUGAACUUUAUUUGGAUGGCAAUUGGAUCUCUUCUGUUUCUUCCGACGCGUUUAAGCCGCUAAAGAAGUUGAGAACAUUGGAUUUAAGCAGAAAUUAUUUAGAGAAUAUUCCUUUGAAUGCAUUCAGACCGUUGGAAACACAAAUAAGAAGUUUAAAAACUGAAGAAAAUCCACUAUCAUGUACUUGCGACUCUCAAGAACUUUGGGAAUGGUUCCGUGAUCACCAGAAACUUAUCGAACAGGCUGAUGCAAAUGCAAUUAGAUGUGAACAACCACCAGAAUUACGAGGAAGGAGGUUCUUGGAUUUAGCACCUGAGCAGUUUUGCGAUCAACCAAUGGUACAAAGAUUGGCGAUACAAGACAUUCAACCAUUUUCAGUUUUAGUUUCCUGGCAAAGCCGGAACCACUCCGGGUUAUACGGGUACCAGGUGGUUUACCAUAGUAUUGAUGGUGUGGAGGAGAUUCGUGGAAGAAUGCUGGACAGGUCAAUUAGGUCUACCAAAUUGGGAAGAUUGUAUCCUGGCACUAGGUACCUAGUAUGUGUUCUAGCUCUAGGCAACUGGGCUACAAGAAGAUUCCGGCCUGAAUCCAAGUUUGGUCGUCUUGAUCCAAACAUGUCAGACAACUGGGAGUCGUUUACUGAUGCCAUGCUUCCACUUUUGGUUGACACACCAACAAGUCGAUGCAACGAGGUGACCACCUUGGGAGCCCCUGACAGUAUCCACGGAGAACUGGGCAGUCUGCCAGACCAUUCCAUGGGAAUCCAGUCCAUCCUCACGCGUCGACUAGGUUUGAUCAUCGGAUGCUGCAUGGGUUUUAUUGUGUUCAUCGUGCUUGUCUCCGUAUUGGGCUACUUGAAAGUCAAAAAGCAACGGGCUGCCAUCAAACGCGAUCAACAGGCUGUUCCUCCGGAGUAUUUGUCCUACAGGCAUUUUUCCAUCCAAAGUGGUGAAGCCAAUCGGGAGCAACAAGGUGGUCAUCCGCACUUCAUCACCAAUAUGAACACAACACUUAACUAGAAAUGUGGAAGAACCAAAAUGUUGAUGGGUAAUUUAUCGCUCAUUGAGUAAACUUCAAAAUGAAUAUUUAACUCCCGUAAAUCAAAGACAGUGGAAAGUGACAUUACAGUGAUUUUGUGAUAAUAAAUUAAAUUAACAUUACGUUAAACUAAUCUAUUCUUAGGUGUAAAGUGUGAGAAGUCAGGAGGGAAAAUAUAGUCAAUUGUUAGUAGUUUUUUGACAAUUCGCUUCGAUUGAACAUUCGUUUCGACUUUAUCUUCGCAGUGCCACAAUCAGUCGAGUAAAGUGUGUUUAACAAAAAGACAAUUGCAACAACUUAGAGUGCGUUUUCCUGCAGUUAAGUGUUCAACAUUCCAAGCAAAAUAUCUAAAUAAUUGUCAUUAACAAAUUAAUUCAAAAGUAGUGAAAACUGCACAACUAGUAAAUGAUAAUCAAUUGUUCCAGAAUCUCCGAAAUAACGAUUACUUAAGAUCUAAGAUGUAAGACUUAAGUUCAGAUACCUUCCAAUAAUCAACCGUAUACAGGGUGUUUCAGAAAGAAAGAAAAGCACCUAAAUAUGAAUGUUUCUUGUCAGAUGAAAAAUACCAGUAUAUAACAAACGCAAAAUAAAAAGUAAUUACUAAACGUACUCGUAAACUAACCUAAAUCUUAAAUCUUAAGAAAAUGUACAAGAACAAGUCGUCCCAAGUUAACAAUGCGCCAGUGAAGCAACAAUUUGUACAUAAAUCUAGCCAGCAUGAGACUCAAAGCGCAUAAAUAAAUAAUAAUUAAUUGUACGACUGAUACCAAGCCGCCCUCGAAGAAGUUAGGAGCUGGCCGAUGAUUUGUAACAAAUCUAACGCUCAGAAGCGUUCGGUUUAAAUAUCGAUUUGACCUCAAAAUGGGGGACUCUGCUAAGUAUAUUAAUUAUAAUUUAUAUCGAUAUUAUUACGAUAUUUAUUGCUUAUUUUCCCGAAGUAAUGUUUGUCAAUUAAUUUUAUAUUUUCUAUUUAUAUUGAUAUUUUCAUUACAAUAUAUUAUAUAUUGAAAUCGUAUUUGAAUAGUAAUACAUUGAAUUAAAUUAAUUAAAUUAUUAAUUAUAUUCUGUUAAAUUACAAUGUGACUUUUGGUUGUGCAGUUAAUGAAAUUAUUAAUUUACGGCAACUACUAAAAUUAUUAAACAUGAAUAUUGACUUGUAUAGAUAGACGAUGAUGAUAAAUUUAUAUUAUAUCGAUAUAAUGAUUGAGAGAAAUUGUCAACAUCAAAAUUACCAAUUGGACACGAAAGUAUGUAUCAUAUUAGUAAAAACAAAAUGUAAUAAUAAAUGAAAGUUUGUUGUA
This is a messenger RNA of Dalotia coriaria, 5939 nucleotides long. Its product is annotated as protein artichoke. Gene Ontology annotation, molecular function: protein binding. The coding region runs from base 486 to 4619 and encodes 1377 amino acids. The record is from RefSeq and is a predicted model, not a curated record. The transcript is spliced from 6 exons. Lineage: Eukaryota; Metazoa; Arthropoda; Insecta; Coleoptera; Staphylinidae.